UCGUCCCCAGCCCACACAUCUUGAAAGCAGUUGGAGUUCUUUUCAUACUGUUUUGCCUUGGGAUGGGCUCCUUCUGUGACUUUGCAAUAGGUAGUUCAAGUUGGAUUUCUCUAUCACUGCAUACUCAUGCUGGAAAGGUUCCACAGAUUCAUUCUUGCCUGCCACGCAGUUCUUAAAAGCGUGUCUCGCUUUGUUGCUAGGUAAUGCCGCCGAGUGCAAGAUGCCAAGGUGCAGGCUUUGGAGGAGCUUCCUGGACCCGUAUUGCACAGAGGCAUAUGCAGUUUAGCCAAAGAUAUUCAUCCCUAAGCCCCAUCAGCUCUUGAACCUUUACAGUUUAGAGGUAUGGAGGAUGAAGAAGGGUACAUGGCAUUAAAUCGGCUUUCUUCACAUUCUAAAAGGACCCAAGAUAUGUCCAGAAAUGCUAUGUGGCACAAAAUCUCAAUGGGAAUAUUGGUGGUUACCUGUAUCAUUCUGGGAUCGGCUGUGAUUGGGCUGAGUGUCCUUGGCUUCCCAGAUGCACCUGGCUGGCCACUGCAUGCAGCAGGAUGCUGGACUAAAUGGGCCUUUGACCUGACCCAGCCGAGCUUUUCCUAUGUUCUUGACUGGCACUCAAAAUUUUUUCAGGGAAGCUUCCACAAAAGAGAGACCGCAGAGCUCUUAUAUGCCACUGAAGCGGAAGGCCUACCAGGAUGCUCUUCCUGUUUUGAGGAACUCACUCAACUGAAAUCUGAUUUGUGUGAAUCUCCAACAGAGAAAAGAGUGUGUGCGCUAUGUCCAAUGAACUGGGUGCCACGAAAGGGAAAGUGCUAUUGGUUUUCUAAAGAGACCAGUAAAUGGAUUGAGGCUCAGGACUACUGUUUCAGGAGAGGAGCCCAAAUGCUUGUGGUUCAGGACUUGGAAGAAAAGGAAUUCAUACAGAACAGGAUUGAAGGGAAAUUUCGCUUUUGGAUUGGACUCAACUUUACAGUCCAUAAGAACAACUGGACCUGGAUAGACAGUUCAGUCUUAGAUCCAACUUUGUUCUUAAUACCUCCCCCGCCAACAAGUAGUAGAUGUGGGGUCCUUAAAGUUGACGAAAUCAUUUCUGAAAUGUGCACUGACCAAUUUAAAUGGAUUUGUGAGAAGGAAGGAAUCAUAUUGAAGCCGUAAAAUAAAGGCUGUUGCACAAAGCCACCAGCAGUGAGAGCAGUCUUUUCUAGCUUGUGGGAACCAUCCUACAACAGGGAAAUACAGCUGUGUUUUGUU
Hemicordylus capensis (graceful crag lizard) is the source of this 1245-nucleotide messenger RNA. Its product is annotated as killer cell lectin-like receptor subfamily F member 1. Bases 343 to 1149 code for a protein of 268 amino acids. The transcript has 9 exons. The record is from RefSeq and is a predicted model, not a curated record. Lineage: Eukaryota; Metazoa; Chordata; Lepidosauria; Squamata; Cordylidae.